AGCUCGUGAGAGAGCCUCGCCCCGCCCCUGAGCGAGCAGCGCGUCAUCAUCACGGCUGAAACCGUUGAAAGAAGGAGUCGGUCCUUUUAACUGGCGAGUCUUCAGCCGUUGGCGGAGCGAGAAGAGGAGCAACUCGCAGUAAAACAAUAAAGAAGACGGGUUUCUCUUUUUUUCCUCCUUUUUAAGCCGCCGAAAAGAAAAAGUCGCAUGGAUUUAUUUAACUUUUCCGCCAUUGUUGGGGCACCGAAGGACGCCUGAAAACAAGUUUGACUCACCACCUCAUCUUCUUCUUCUUGACUUUCUCCCUUCCUGAUCCUUCUUCCACAUUGGCUGCUGUUCCCCAGAGGGCGGCGCUAAGUAUGGGGUAAGAGAGCUGAGAGGAGACACCAAGACAACACAAGCUGAGGAGGCCCUCUGACCUGCACAGGUGGUGACGGGUGCAGGACGCUGUCAUGGCGCUGCUGCGGAGAAGGCUGAAGCUUGUGGUGACCGUGAUGAUGGUCAACCUUUUCAUCUUCAUCAUCAUCACCCGACACAGCAGCCAAGACAAAAACAGCCGUCACAAAAUCCAGAUCCCCUCCAAACCAUUCUGGACCAAACUGGUUCCCAGCUCUGCUUACUGGAACCGCCAGCAACAGAUUCUGGACCUUCAGCACAAUCCCGUUCUGUCGGCUAACCACAGCACCGCAGAUAUGCCCGACUGGCUUAAUGACACCAGUAUGACCUCUGACCCCUGCCAGCCUAACCUCAGGGUUACCACUCAGGUGAAAGACUACAACUCCCUACCGGGCCGCUUCAAGGACUUCCUGAUUUACAUGCACUGCCGCUCCUACCCGAUCAUGGUGGACCAGCCCGACAUCUGUAAGGAGCCGCCGUUCCUGCUCCUGGCCGUCAAGUCCCUGGCACCGCACUUUGACCGCCGCCAAGCCAUCCGUCAGUCCUGGGGACGGGCGGGCGUUAUAGCCAAUCAGACAGUGAUUACUAUCUUCCUUCUCGGCAACGCCUCAGCUGGGGACCACCACCCGGAUCUAUCCGGGAUGCUGCACUAUGAGAGUGCCCGCCAUAAAGACAUCAUCCAGUGGGAUUAUAGGGAUUCCUUCUUCAAUUUGACUGUUAAGGAAGUUCUGUUCCUGGAGUGGAUUCAGACUCGUUGCUCCGGUGCUCGCUUCAUCUUCAAAGGUGACGACGACGUCUUUGUCAACACCUACCGCAUCCUGGACUUCCUCAAGGGCCUCUCGGAGCCCAAAGCCAGGGACCUAUUUGUAGGUGACUUGAUCUCCAACGCGGGGCCCCACCGAGACAAGAAAGUCAAAUACUUCAUCCCAGAGAGCAUGUACACCGGGACGUACCCUCCGUAUGCAGGAGGAGGUGGGUACCUUUACUCUGGUGACAUCGCCGCUCGCCUGCACAAUGUGUCACAACACGUGGCGCUCUACCCGAUAGACGAUGUCUACACGGGUAUGUGUCUUAGGAAGCUAGGAUUGGCCCCAGAAAAGCACAAAGGCUUCAGGACUUUUAACAUAGAGGAGAAGUACCGGUCGAACCCCUGCGCCUACAAGAGUUUAAUGCUUGUUCACCCGAGGACCCCGCAGGAGAUGAUCCAGAUCUGGGCCUGGCUCAGCAGCCCUGACCUGACCUGCCAGUGACACUUCUAGAGCAGGCAGUUUGUGACAGAAACGAACAUUUUUAGGUCGUUCCCAAAAGGUCAAAGUGACGAAUAUUUAAUUUUUAAACAGGGUCAUGGCGUAAGAGUUGGCAGCUUUAAGUUUAGAUAUUAUUAUAAUGGUCACUUGGAGCCUCAGCUUGGAGAAGUUGAUGCACUGCACUUCUGAAAUUUAGGUUUUCAAAAUGACCACCAUAGUAUUUUGACUUGAUGUCAGACUUCCAUAGACAAGCUAACCCUGCUUUACUGUCUGAACGAGCUUCACCCAAAGUGACCGUGUCUUUCUCUGCGUGCACAUAUUUAUAUCACAACUAUUUAUAUGGCCUUUAUAAUGCUUUAACACUGUGUGUCGGCUCUGUGAUGGAGCGUCUCAAUGCUGUAUUAUAUAAACAAGGAGACUAAGAACUGGGAUGUGUCCACCUGGAACUCUCUGUGUUGUUUGAUCAAGGAAAAAACUGCAUCCCGUUAUUAACCGUGAUGAGAAAAAUCAUGUUUUCAGCACUCUUGAGUGUCUAAGCCUUUCAAAAAUAAAUAAAACGGCGAUGUACACUUCACUUGUGAGUGAACAACAACCAGUCCAGUGGUUCCAACAUGCAGCAGUUAUUUGCUGCUAGCUUUAAAGGAGCUUCCUGGUGAACACUUCCUAGUAAUUGUUGCUGGAGGCUUAGUUUGUGCUGCUAUUCCCAACCACACUCCCUAAAGUAUUUACUUGUGACUCGCUCCAACUCAAACCAGUUUCUCUUCAUAAAGAACUCGUGUUUUGUUUAGCAUGUGCAAACUAUUUAUACGUUGUUGAAAAAACUUACCUUAAAUUCACUAUUUAGUUUCUCUAAAAUCCAAUGUUCCCAUAAUUGGUGUAAUGUGUCUUUGUUUUUUUUAACUGCCAGAUAAAUCAUGUUACAACAAAACCUUAAAUCGUCCCUAAAGCUUUGAAAUCUGGUGUUUUGUUGGAGUGAAUACACACUUUGCUUUCAGGAAACAGGAAUGUGAGUCCAGCUCUGUACAGCUCAGCAGGUCUGGGCUUGGUUUUGACAUGGGUGGAGAAAUCCAAAUGCUGUCUAAUUCUGCUUCAGGUUCUCACUUUACACACAAAGACAAACUGCUCACAUGAACCCUAAGUGCAUUUCCACAGACAUAAUAUGUUAUUUCAUGCUGCCAGCAUCAAGCUUAUGUCAGAAAAACUUGCUAUAACUUGCCUCGUGAGUAGCUGCAGCUGUUUUGUUGAAUGCUGUUAAAUGUUGCUUUACAGUGAAUCACAAACAAAGGUGGAACUUUCAUGAGCUUUCAUUACUUGACAAAUUGUCCCUGCGAUAUUCACUGGUCAUUUCAAAGGCUUCAUUUCAAAAUGUUACAGAUGUGUUAAUGGGGAAAUGAUUUCUUAAUGUUUUAACUUCUUUUCAGGACUUUAUUGUUGAUGAAAAUUUGAAUAUAAUUUGGAGGUUAUCGCUCAGCUCACUACUGUAUAGCUUUAGUCUUCUACUCACUUUAUGAGAGAAGUGCUGCACAUAUUUUAUUUGCAUUUGUAUCGCAUAUUGUUCAUUUUCUGUCAGUAUGUGAGACACAGACACAUUCUUCAGUCUUCAGAUCCACCUUUGUGAUGUUAGAGAAUGUCUUUUUAUUUGGAAAAGGUCAGAUAAGUGUGUUACAUGAAUGUAUAUAUUUACCCAGGUUUAGGGUCAACCCACUUUGAUUAAUUUCAGGUCAAAAAGUGGAUUUUUUUUUCAGUAUUUACAUGUAUAUUACAGAACAGACAAUAAUUAUGCCUUCCAAAACGCAUACUUUUUACUUAUAGUACAUACUGCAGCUACCCUUACAAAGUGUGUUCUAUUGCAUGCUGUUUGCAGACAAUUGGAACAUACUGUUUCAUAAUAACUGUGGGUCAUAUGCAAGAAUAACUUUCUCUUACUUUAUCAUAAGUAAUAACUUAAAAUGGCUUCAAAGUUAUAAAAUAUGCAAGCCAUUAGGUAGAAACUGUGCAUAACUCCUUUAAUAUGAUCUGAACCUCCUGUUAAAUUGUGAGAAAAUUGGUGCAAGUUCUCCUAAAUCAUCCACACGAGCCACUUGAGAACAAAUCUGUUCAGUGGUUCUUGCAUGAGCCCCAUUGUGUCUUUAACUUUGACCCUCUUGCUUGUACAUGCAGUGCAGCUGAUUAUGGGUCAGAAUAACUAGAAAAGCAUGCUGCAAAAUGUUACCAGAUGCAGUAGGACAUCCUUAUAAUUUUGUCAUAUUAAAUGUAGUUCUGUUAUACUAAAAUGUAUGUGUAUUGCUAGGCUAAGUUUAAGUCUGACCCCUAACCUGGUUGUCACACUCUGGAUCUGAGGGAAAUGUUUCUGUGCCUCUGUUAGAGCUCCCCCUGCUGGUCAGGGUGGCAAUCUUUAGCUUGUUGAGAUGAAGAGCUUUACUCAGUCGACUCCAUGACCCAAAACUGUCAUCCACAACCUAAUUUAUUUUUUCAGAUUUUAACCAUCUGUUCAUUAUGUCACUCUUUGACUCUUCAGAUGCUCCAAAUCGUCACUUGCAGCAACUUUAUCUCUCCGUUUUACUGUUUGUGUCACUGUCAUGUGGUUACUUUUAGCCUACAUUUGUGCCAGGUAGUUGAGGGUUUUUUCACACAAUUAAAACAGAAAAUAUUAAGACAAUCACAGUGAGAUAUUGUAAUUUGUAAUUUUUAUGGAAUUACCAAUUUACUGGACACUAUUUUAAAUACCCUUCAUGUCACUCAGAAAACAAACACUAAAGAGACAAAACGGAUGCAGAGGACCGAGUGGAGGUUAUUCCACCUUUCUGAAAUAUUUAAGUCAAAGCAUCCUCAACAUCUUCUUUGUGGUGUCCCACAGCUCACAUACCAAUAAUAGGUUACAUUCUGCACACAGUUUGUGGCUACUUGAAAUGUUUACAUGCUUUAAAAAAGUUAUGACUUAUUUUUAUCAUUGUAACUUUUCUGAUAAUUGCUGAUAAGGUAUUGUACACACUGAUGUUGGUUUUUAUGUUGGAAUUUAAAACCUUUAUCCCUCACUGCGGAUAAUUUGUAAUUUUGCUUCACAGUUUUUGACUUUUUCCUUCUUUUUUUUUUUUCUUUUUUUCUUCUUUUUUUUUUACACGCACAACUUUGCUGUGUGUUUGGACAGUCAGUGUUGCUCUGGUUUCAAUAGCCAGCUGUGUAGGUUGGUGUUAUUUUUCAAGGCAUGAAAGUAAGAUAUUGGGUGUAAAAAAAAUAAAUAAAAAAAAAUAGGCAUCAUAUUACCAUCAAUAUGCAGUGAAAUGUAACUGUUUCUCCAGCUCCAGCAUUGUGAUACACAGGGUGAUGUAUUAGUCAACACGACAGGGAGAAAUGAUCAGCCUGUGUUUGGGCAUUGUAUCAAAUAUCGGUCUCACCCAGAGAGAAAACCUUGGAUGAAGCGUUGCUUUCACAAGCCUGUAACUCAUAUUUACAAGUGUUUCAGAGUACUUGUACACAUUUCAUCCUUACUGUGUUACACCUGCACUAGUCCGAGAUGAUUACCAAAUCUGUGCCUGAUGUUUGUAUGUACUGUACGUGAAAGAUUAUACUUCAACCACGUUAAAGCGCGAUCGCUUUUUUUUUUUAAUACCUAGAUUGACUUGAUGAUUUCAAUAAAGUUAUAUUUUGCUGGUUUUGUAUAUACUGUUCUAUGCAUUUUUAUUGUAAUACAAAUAAAUUAUGUGACAAAAGUCAAUUU
This is a messenger RNA of Centropristis striata (black sea bass), 5361 nucleotides long. It is a transcript of the gene b3gnt2b, whose product is annotated as UDP-GlcNAc:betaGal beta-1,3-N-acetylglucosaminyltransferase 2b. Lineage: Eukaryota; Metazoa; Chordata; Actinopteri; Perciformes; Serranidae. The coding region runs from base 453 to 1646 and encodes 397 amino acids. The record is from RefSeq and is a predicted model, not a curated record. Gene Ontology annotation, molecular function: hexosyltransferase activity. Gene Ontology annotation, cellular component: membrane. The transcript is spliced from 3 exons.